Messenger RNA from Caenorhabditis angaria, 329 nucleotides. The record is from the annotation of a GenBank genome assembly. NCBI's taxonomy places the organism in Eukaryota, Metazoa, Nematoda, Chromadorea, Rhabditida, Rhabditidae.
AUGUCGGGGGAAAAUCCGGAGAGAGGCAUAAUAUUGGGGUCUUCAUCGGAAACUAUCUUCAUUAUCACAUCAAAUGAGGUGAGUGGUUUUUUUUAUUUUUUAAAAAAUAUUUCUCAAAAAUUUUGCUAGUUCAGGAGGUUAUAAUGCGUCAAAAUGAUAAAACCCGUAAUUUAGCAAUGGGUGAUUGUUUGCAUAUUUUAUCAACAAGCACAACGAAUUGGAGAAAUCCGGCUGGAUUUCGAGAAAUCAAACGAGUUGUCGAAAAUUUCGAGAAGGUUCCAGCUUUUUUGUUGAAUGGAAAUAUCAAAAUAAUCGAAAGGGUAUUAUAA